UUAUUAGGGAUGCGACAAGAUUCGGACUCGUGCUCGGAUUCGGCCCGAGCCUUUGAUGAUUUUACCGAGUCCGUGACGUCAUACGUCACGCGAUAGUCAAUCGCAGACUGAAGGCGCUUUCGACGAGAAAUUCAAUAUUUUCGUUCUGUUUUGCCACGAGACUGUCCAGCCGGUUUUCUCUCACUAUUUCUCUCUUUUAUCCAACUAUCUAACAGGGGGCUUGCCUAAGUGAAAUUAAAAGAUUGCGUCAAAUGUGAAAUUCACAACAACGUAAGGCGUUUAACGAACUAAAAAGUAUGCCUCGUUGACAGCGAAAAUCCGCCUGACGGUGUUUGGUGAAUAUUUUGCCAAGUCCUAUUUCGAACAUCUACUGAUCAUCGACCAUUAAUCCGUAGUCAGCGAGUACUCACAUUUAUAAAUAAAAAUUGCGUUGAUUUUUGACAGAAGUGCAACUCGGAAAUGUCCGUGGCGUUAUAAUCAUUUACACGCUCGCAUUCAGCGCCGAUCAAAUGCAUGAAUUAUGAAACUAUUACUUAAUGUUAAUCUGAGUCGAUUUUUUUUAUCGUAAUUUAAUCAGUAUUUACAUAUGCCAUCAUUAUUGGUGGGUUAAAUCGACUUAUUCGAUUUACGAAUACCGGAAUGUGAAAUAUUGUCAAAACUAUUUUUGAAAUGUUCUAUAAGACUGAAAACUCGGUAAUAACAUGGCGUUUUUAUUUCAUAAUUUUGUCAUAAUCGCUGAUUAUUUUUUGUCACCGCUAUCGUUUCGGCGGCCGACGUUCCAGUUAAUGCUGGUAAACUAAAUUUAAGGCACUUUGUUAUUAACAAAUAAAUAUUGAUUCUCACGCCACGGCGUAAAACGUUGUUUGGUUUUUAUAUUUCGGACAUAAAUGUGAGUUCACAUCGGCGAAAAUGUUAAAGAUCUAUUAAGGAGUGAAUACACAACACAAAUUAAUUUUCUUUUCUAUCUUCUGUGUAGGAUUUGAUCCUCCAUAUCACAAUUUGUAAAUUAAGAUCCCAAUUUUAAGCGAACAAUAUUAUCAUUACUGUCUCCGGGAUGUGAUAUAUGACUUUUUUAUGCUUUUAAUUUUAUAUCGUCUCCGUGUUAUUUUUGUAAUAUAAUAAUAAUUGAACACUGAGAAUUCACGCAACUCAGCUUUGGGUUAAAACAGUUAUACUAAAUACUUAAAUAAAUCGGCAAUUAUGGCAUUCCUUAGUGAUCAAAAUAAUAUUUUUCCCUAAAAUAUUGGAUUUCCAUGGAUUAUUUACUAAUCUGUUACGCUGUUUCUAAAUUAAAAAAGCGGUGUUUACCAGCUUUAUGAAAAAUUUGAAAUUGAAAAGAUAUGAUAGUCGCAGAAAGAAAACAGAAAAACAACAACACAAGAUUUGUCACCUUCGUCGUUUCCGUCUGUUAGCGAGAGCGAUAUUCUGCAUUAUGGAAAAUUAUACCAAAAUCAUAGAAUCCACCAAGGUUGUCUUUAAUGAACACUUUUCAUCGGGACUCGAUUUGGAAAAGCAUUUUCAUGAUGAAAAUCAUUAUGGCACAGGAGAUUUAAACCAAUAUCCAUCUGAUAACGAUGUGGGAACUAGUCAGCAUACCAACACCGGCGAUAAUUGUGGAAAGGGUUGUUUACUAAGUGGUGAUGAAGAGAACUCUGAUGUUCAUGCACAAAGUAGAAAAAGUGGUUUGGCUGUUCCAACUGGAAAAUCCGAUAAGUUACAAACCAACAGGGGAGAUAAACUAUAUGUUUGCCAACAAUAUGAGGAGAACCUAAAAUGGAAGAGAAAUUUAAGUGUGCAUAUGAGAUCUCAUACUUGGGAGAAACCCCAUGUUCAUGAACAAUGUGGAAAGAGUUUUUCACUAUUAUCUCAUUUACAUAGGCAUGAGAGAACUCAUACUAAAGAGAAACCUUAUGUUUGUGAACUAUGUGGAAAGAGUUUUUCGCAAUUAUCUCAUUUACAUAGGCAUGAGAGAACUCAUACUAAAGAGAAACCUUAUGUUUGUGAAUUAUGUGGAAAGAGUUUUUUGCAAUUAUCUCAUUUACAUAGGCAUGAGCGAAGUCAUACAGGUGACAAGCCUUAUAUUUGUAAACAAUGUGGAAAAAGUUUUUCACAUUCAUCUACUUUACAUGUGCAUGAUCGAACUCAUACUGGUGAGAAACCUUUUGUUUGUAAACAAUGUGGAAAGAGUUUUUCACAAAUAUCUAAUCUACAUGUGCAUGAACAAACUCAUACUGGAAAAAAACCAUAUGUUUGUAAACAAUGUGGGAAAGGUUUUUCACAAUUAUCCAGUUUACAUAGGCAUGAACGAACUCAUACUGGAUUGAAACCCCAUGUUUGUAAACAAUGUGGGAAAGGUUUUUCACAUUUAUCUAAUUUACAUGGGCAUGAACGAACUCAUACUGGAGAGAAACCAUAUGUUUGUAAACAAUGUGGGAAAGGUUUUUCACGAUUAUCCAGUUUACAUGUGCAUAAACGAACUCAUACUGGAGAGAAACCUCAUGUUUGUAAACAAUGUGGGAAAGGUUUUUCACAUUUAUCUAAUUUACAUGUGCAUGAACGAACUCAUACUGGAGAGAAACCAUAUGUUUGUAAACAAUGUGGGAAAGGUUUUUCACGAUUAUCCAGUUUACAUGUGCAUGAACGAACUCAUAAUGGAGAGAAACCCCAUGUUUGUAAACAAUGCGGGAAGAGUUUUUCACAAUCAUCCAGUUUACGUGUGCAUGAAAGAACUCAUACUGGAAAGAAACCUUAUGUUUGUAAACAAUGUGGAGAAAGGUUUUUCACAAUUAUCCAGUUUACAUGUGCAUGAACGAACUCAUAAUGGAGAGAAACCAUAUGUUUGUAAACAAUGUGGAAAGAGUUUUUCGCAAUUAUCUAUUUUACAUGGGCAUGAACGAACUCAUAAUGGAAAGAAACCUUAUGUUUGUAAACAAUGCGGGAAGAGUUUUUCACAAU
Messenger RNA from Styela clava, 2955 nucleotides. NCBI's taxonomy places the organism in Eukaryota, Metazoa, Chordata, Ascidiacea, Stolidobranchia, Styelidae. The record is from RefSeq and is a predicted model, not a curated record.